AUGCGGCGCUGCCCUCUUCCACCUUGGCAUGUGUUGGGCGGCAUCUUGCAGCUCCCAAAGGGAUGGAGCCCUGCCCCCAAAGGCAAGGGUGCGGUCCCUGAGGCCUUGGGCCACCACCUGCUAGCCUGACCUUGCUCCCUUUCUCAUUCACUGAGGGAGAUGGAAGAAAAAGAGAGAUGUGAUCCAGCCCCCUUGGCUGCCUUCAAUUGAAGUUCACUUGUUCUCUAAGGCAAGGAAGAAGACAAUGGUCCUGGGUUCUGGACAUUUUUUUGGUAUCCAGCACUUUAGCUGUAGAGAUAAUGGCAAAAUAAACUGAGGCAUAAAGACUUAUUUUUCUACUGCAAAUAGGGUUUUGGAGGGUUUUGUUACUGCUGCUGUUUCAACCUCUUCUCCGAGGGAAAUCAUGGCCCUUAGAGACUGAGGUGAACCCACCAAUUCCAGAAAGAUCCAGGAGGCUACGUUCUUCCUUGGAGGGGAAAGGUAGGGAGCUUCAGAGGCCACCUCCUUCUGGAAAACAAAAACAUGAGUUGCAUGCCAUGGAGAGGUGACAAGACCAAAUCAGAAUCAUUAGAACUACCCCAGCCAGCGCCCUCCCAAAUCUACCAUGAAAAGCAGCGCCGUGAGCUGUGUGCCCUCCAUGCACUCAACAAUGUCUUCCAGGACAGCAAUGCCUUCACCCGGGAAACACUACAGGAGAUUUUCCAGAGACUGUCUCCAAACACCAUGGUGACACCCCACAAGAAGAGCAUGCUGGGAAAUGGGAACUACGAUGUGAAUGUCAUCAUGGCGGCCCUUCAGACCAAGGGCUAUGAAGCAGUUUGGUGGGACAAGCGAAGGGAUGUCAGUGUCAUUGCCCUCUCUAAUGUCAUGGGCUUCAUCAUGAAUCUCCCCUCUAGCCUCUGCUGGGGUCCAUUGAAGCUUCCACUCAAAAGGCAGCAUUGGAUCUGUGUCCGAGAGGUGGGGGGCACCUACUACAACCUUGACUCCAAGCUCAAGAUGCCCGAGUGGAUUGGAGGCGAGAGCGAGCUCAGGAAAUUUUUGAAACAUCAGCUCCGAGGGAAGAACUGUGAGCUGCUGCUGGUCGUCCCAGAAGAGGUGGAGGCCCGCCAGACUUGGAGGGCAGACAUGUAACCCAGCUCUGCCUUUCUUUCCCUCUCUAACUCCAAGCCUUCCCCUCCCCUGAGAGCCUUCAUAGUGGUGUGGCCUGUUUCACCACAGGUCUCUUCUUCCUGCCCCCACAUCUUGUUGGGUUCAUUCUUCCCAGACUCUACAGUGCAAUAGGUCAGUUAUGGGGCAGUCACUUGUUCCUGGAGAAGGAAGAAAGGAAGGAAGGAAGUGAGUGAGUGAGGACACUGUUCACCUUCUCUUAGGCUCCUUUAAGUGCAGAGGAGAAAAGGUGGUCCUAGCAUUGACUUCUUCCUUAUAAAGGCCAUACUUUGGAUUUGAUACACAACCUUUGCUGGAGUUUACCACCUGCUGCCCCCUAUUUGGACAUGCUGCCUCCAUUUUCCCUUUCCUGUCUAAUUUAUGGGUCUGAAGAUACUCAUAAAGCCCAGGUUGACUGACUUGGAGGGCCAGAAGCAUAGGGGCCUCUCAGGAAAUCAUCUCCAUAACCCUCCUUAGCAGUGGUACAGCAUGCUGAAUGAUUCUAACCUUCAGCCCCACCUCAUCUAAGAGCAUAUCUCUAAAAGAAAAGAGGCCCAUUGUGAGUAUUUUUCAAGAGGAAAAUUUCUUUAUCUUGGGCAUUAGCUGAAAUGUGUCACAUUCAGGAGGGGCAAGGGUUGGGGAGCAAUCCAUACACUAUGGGAGGGGGUAACCUGGCCUUGGGUGUCUGGUUCUAUGAAGUCCCCACCAUUUCACCACGUUAGAGAUGUUUCAGUGGGGAGGAGGUUGUAGGAGAAAAGGAAGAGAUGUCUCCAACUUUACCCCAAGGGUCUCAAAAGGAUAAGUUUGAGCUGAGAACAUUCUUUUCUAAAGGAAUUGUAGUCGUUGAGGAUGGGAAGAGCACAAAGUGUUGGGAGCUAGCAGAAGGACUGGGAGUGGAGGCAACUCUUAAGAGCCAGAGCCCCCAAAUCAGGUAGUGGGAAUAUUGUGGGGUGUGGCCUUUGACCAUCUGCUGACAGCCUUUACAGGUGGCCACUUUUAUAAUUCUGGAAGAUAAGAGCCACAGGCAAAUAAUGGCUUUUGUUUCCCUCUACCCUGGUUGGUCUUCUGAGCUGUUGUGGCUCCCUUAGAAAUGGAGACGAGUGAUGGUGCUGACUGGUAAGGGUGAACGCUGCCACAUGGGCACACUUCUCUCCAGCAGCAGAACUAGGACCAUACGUCAAGCCUGAGCAGGCCAAGCUGGCCUGAGCUAUCAGUAGCUUUCUCCCACCUGUGACUGGAGCGCAUGUUUACACCAGCACUUCUGCACACUUACCUACAAUCCACCAAGGCCAUUUUUUUAUGCUGAAUGAUGGCGGCCAGAAAGCAGUUCCUGCAUCAUCCCCUCCCAGCACUUGGCCGCAAUGUCUCCUGCACUGUUUUUCACACUAGUUAGACCUGCUGCUUGGCCCCUUGGGGAGCUCUGUGACCCUGCACGAUGACAUUCCAUUCACCACCACCAGCCAGAAGAUUCAGCCAACUUUGGUGGGCCUGUAGGAAGAGCUCUGUCCAUGACAGCAAGCCAUUUACUGGGAAGGAACCUGCUAGAUCCAUGCAAAUGGCACAAGAGGCCUCAUGCACAUGGAGUCCACAAGCCAAUGGAAUAUGCAAAGACGCUUUAUAAACAUUUCAGGGCUGGUUUCUCUGUUCAUAUCCAAUUCUGGUGCUCAGGAACAGGGACCCAUGCUGAUGCCCAAGGGCAUGGAGACCCCUGUCCCUCCAAGGAAGGGGAUCUCCAGGCCCUAUUGCCCAUCAGUGGGCAACCCUAGGCUGUUUAUUUUUCUUGCUUCCCUUCUUCCCUUUUGUUGGCCUUGUGCUGGGUUUGUUUACAGAGGAUGUAUUUUGUUUAACCAAAUAUUAAAAAAAAAAAAAUGGAAAACUCCAUAAAUAAACCCCAUUACUCAUCUGUCUGCUUGAGUUCUGUAAGUAUGUAAAAGGAAAAAAAUAAACCCUUUUCUUUACUGUGUUGUUGAUUUCAUGUAAAAGGGUUUACCUAUCAUGGGCAGGACAAGUCUUCCUUGUUGCCCAUUUUAAGUCAUUACCUUAUGCCCCAGUGUGGCCAAAAAGGCUAAAAGUAGACCCUGCUUUAUAGGCUCGGGUCUAAACUCAAGUCUUCCGAGUCCUAACCCA
Messenger RNA from Gracilinanus agilis (Agile Gracile Mouse Opossum), 3273 nucleotides. It is a transcript of the gene JOSD1, whose product is annotated as Josephin domain containing 1. The transcript has 4 exons. The coding region runs from base 523 to 1131 and encodes 202 amino acids. Gene Ontology annotation, molecular function: cysteine-type deubiquitinase activity. The record is from RefSeq and is a predicted model, not a curated record. Lineage: Eukaryota; Metazoa; Chordata; Mammalia; Didelphimorphia; Didelphidae. Gene Ontology annotation, biological process: protein deubiquitination.